Messenger RNA from Argentina anserina (silverweed cinquefoil), 1197 nucleotides. Its product is annotated as putative F-box protein At5g62660. NCBI's taxonomy places the organism in Eukaryota, Viridiplantae, Streptophyta, Magnoliopsida, Rosales, Rosaceae. The record is from RefSeq and is a predicted model, not a curated record. Gene Ontology annotation, molecular function: protein binding. The transcript has a single exon. Bases 1 to 1197 code for a protein of 398 amino acids.
AUGGAGAGAGAGACAGGGCGGCUGAUGGAGCUACCGGUCGAUACACUGGUUGAUAUUCUUUUGAGACUGCCUGCAAAGUCAGUAGGCUGCAUCAAAUGUGUCUCCAAGACCUUGUUAAACACGGUGAGCAGUAUGUCCUUCUCUACACUUCACACACGUUUAUGGGGCGAUGAUGAUGGUCAAAUACCUCGACUGAUGUAUUGCACUCGCAAUAAGAAUGUAUUGGCUUUGCAAUCACUGAAAUACAAGGACAACACCUUAACAAAAGGAAGACAUACAAUCACAGUCUCGUCAUCCACUCCUGGCUUUGUGCAUUUUGUUUUCCGCAACAUUAUUUGCUUGGGAUUCUGCUUGACUGGAGAUUGCGUGUUAGUUAAUGCUCUUGGGGAAAGGGGAGUUCUACGCCUGCCGGAAUGUAGUUUUGCAAGACCGGACGCACAGAAGAGAUUUUCUAAUUCUUGGUUUGGUAUGGGAUUUGAUGAUAUAACCAGUACAUACAAAAUUCUAUGUGUUACUCGUAAAGGAGAUGCUCAUCUUAGACUUACAGCUACGACAGUACAUGUUCUUGUAUUGGGUACAAACUCGUGGAGACAAAUAUCCUCACUCCCUCCUUAUGAGUUCUGCUGGCGGCUAGACUUGAACAUCAAGCCGGUAUGCGCAAAUGGAGCUGUGCAUUGGUUGGCAGGAACACAACUGGAUCGAAUAGUUUCCUUCGACUUCAGGAGUGAAGAGUUCUGUUGGACCCCUACCCCUCCCACAUUACAACAAAGCUGGAACGAUGACCCGAAAAUGAGUUUGUUUGCUUUGAAAGGCUGUUUGGCCAUUGUGAGGACAAAGAGAUUCAGGUCAUCUAGCAGUAUCCCGAACAUCGAGAUAUGGGUGUUGAAAGAUUUUGAUCAAGAAGAAAAACUCUGGGAGAUGUACUACAAGAACAAGAUGCAAGACUGUUUAUUCCCUCUUCAGGCCAAUGGUACUUCGGGGGAAUGGGAGCAUGGCAUAUUUUGCACGACUAACAAUCUUUGGGAAACCUCUAUUUUCUUUUUAGAUGCAAGAUUCGACCAUUGGGUCGUAUGCCCAUUAGGUGAAGUGAAAAUACCCGACCCGUCCUCUAUAUGUAUUGAAGAUUGCUAUCUAGGUACAUACAGUCAUUCUGAGACCUUGAUUUCCUUGAGAGAUUAUGCCGAUUUGGUGAUAUGA